Molecule: messenger RNA, 728 nt
Organism: Fusarium vanettenii 77-13-4
Lineage: Eukaryota; Fungi; Ascomycota; Sordariomycetes; Hypocreales; Nectriaceae
Exons: 4
Coding region: 216-668 (150 amino acids)
Biological process (GO): endoplasmic reticulum to Golgi vesicle-mediated transport
Cellular component (GO): TRAPP complex
Source: RefSeq, a predicted model, not a curated record
AAAGGAGACGAUAACCAGCGAAGCCUGAGGCCAUCUAGAGAUCUUGUUUAUGUGAUUAAAUCCUCGGCGAUAACUACGCGACUGGCUCCGUCUCACCCUUCCCUCUCACCCUGGCUCAUAGCUGGUCUCCCAUGAUAUCGACGGACUGGUGAGCCUCAAGGGCUAGCGGUACUUUACAUUAUACAAUUAAUACGUCGUUGCACAAAUCAAACACGAUGACCGUCUUUGCUCUCAUCAUCAUCAACAAGGCCGGCGGCUUAGUCUUCAACAAGAACUUCCAAGAUGGCCUCCAACAGAUCAGCACAAACGACUAUCUAGUUCUAGCCGGCACAUUCCACGGAGUCCACGCCAUCACGGCUCGCCUCAACCCCGUCAAGAACCUGCCAGGCUCGAUACCCCCAGGCAACAGGCCAGAGCCGUCAUCAGGCCUGGAGGUGCUAGAGACGGAAAACUUUCGCAUGCAGUGCUUUAACACCAUCACUGGCACCAAGUUCCUGCUCUUCACCGACACCACCCAGGCCAACGUCGAUGUCACCAUCCGCAGGAUCUAUGACCUCUACUCAGACUACGUCAUGAAGAACCCCUUUUAUUCACUCGAGAUGCCUAUACGCUGCGACAUCUUUGACCGGAAACUGUUGUCCUAUAUCAGGGAGAUCAAUAAUCGAUAGACAUGGGAAUAGCAAGACAGAUUCACCGAGUAGCAGAGGAUAAUGUGUGGUUAUGGCUUU